Solanum verrucosum is the source of this 759-nucleotide messenger RNA. Its product is annotated as protein CURVATURE THYLAKOID 1C, chloroplastic. NCBI's taxonomy places the organism in Eukaryota, Viridiplantae, Streptophyta, Magnoliopsida, Solanales, Solanaceae. The record is from RefSeq and is a predicted model, not a curated record. Bases 163 to 603 code for a protein of 146 amino acids. The transcript is spliced from 6 exons. Gene Ontology annotation, cellular component: thylakoid; chloroplast thylakoid membrane.
GGCCUUCUGAUUCCCACAUUCGGCUUUUGCUCUUAUUAUUGUUGUGGCGUAUGUGGCUGCGUGUUCUUCACUGCCCAAUCUGCUUCGAAUAGCUUCAACUUCUUCGUAGAUUCUCCUUAAUUGUUGUUUCCAUUUGACAAAACACAAAGUUGAAAUUCUCAGAUGGCUUCAAUAGUAGUAGCUAAGCUGCAUCCUCCUCCGCCCGCCAUCACUGGUAGACAAACCCUUUUCGGAACUGUUCACACAUCUACUCUUUUCGUACCCACCAAAAGACAAGGUCACCUGGCCAUAACAGCAAAGGCUACCAGUGAAUCUGAAUCCUUAUCCUCCCCAAGUGUAGUUAAAUCAGUAAAGAAUGUUUGGGACAACCCUGAAGACCGGAUUGCUGUAAUUGGGUUGGGAAUUGCUGCUAUUGUUGGUUUCUGGGCUUCUUCGAAUUUUGUCGCGGCAAUCGACAGCCUGCCUCUCAUUCCAGGUGUAUUUGAAUUCAUCGGGAUAUUGUUUUCUUCUUGGUUCGUAUACAGAUACCUCUUAUUCAAGCCCAACAGGCAAGAAUUGUUUCAAGGGAUCAAUAAAUCAAUAUCAGAUAUCUUGGGGCAGUAAUCUGAAAAUAAUAGGAUGAUACAAUUCAUGUUGUACUUCUGUAUCCAAGCAUUACCAAAAUGCUGAAUCAUUUUACAGAUGAAAUGAUAUCUUCAGAAAUGAGCAACAUUUUUUUUUCCUCAUAUACCACUUCUUACAUCUAUAAUUUGUUAAUAU